CGGGGCCCAACGGCUGCAGAGCGGUGUCUGAGAGUGAAGGCUGCCGUGGCUGAUUGCCGUCCUCCGUCCCGCGUGAGGUGGAGGGGAAGAGCCUCGAUUCUUGACAGCUUGAAACGUCCGCCAUGAGGAGAAGUGAGGUGCUAGCAGAGGAGUCCAUUGUAUGCCUCCAGAAAGCACUGACUCACCUUCGGGAAAUAUGGGAAUUAAUUGGGAUUCCAGAGGAACAGCGAUUACAAAGAACUGAGGUUGUGAAGAAGCAUAUCAAGGAUCUUCUGGAUAGGAUGAUUGCUGAAGAGGAGAGCCUGAGGGAAAGGCUUCUCAAAAGCAUAUCCGUCUGUCAGAAAGAGCUGAGCGGCCUGUGCAGUGAGUUACAAGUGAAGCCAUAUCAUGAAGAAAAAGAAACAACUAUCUUGCAACUAGAAAAAGAUUUGCGCACUCAAGUAGAAUUGAUGAGAAAACAAAAAAAGGAGAGAAAGCAGGAGCUUAAGCUACUUCAAGAACAAGAUCAAGAGCUCUGUGAAAUUCUCUGUAUGCCUCCCUCUGAUGUGGACAGCACCUCUCUCCCUACCGUAGAGGAGCUGAACCUGUUCCGACAACGUGUGGCCACGUUGAGGGAGACAAAGGAAUCUAGGCACGAACAAUUUGUGAACCUUAAGAGAAAAAUCAUAUUGUGUAUGGAAGAAUUAGAACACACUCCAGAUACAAGCUUUGAAAAAGAUGUAGUGUGUGAAGAUGAAAGUGCCUUUUGUUUAUCACUGGAGAAUAUUACAACACUACAGAAGCUGCUGCAACAGCUGGAAACGAGAAAAUCACAAAACGAAGCAGAGUGUGAGGCACUCCGGGCUCAAAUCCGAGAGCUCUGGGAUAGGCUACAGGUACCUGAGGAAGAGAGAGAACCUGUGGCAGCCAUGACUGGGUCAAAAGCCAAAAUCAGGAAUGCGCUGCUGUUAGAAGUGGAUCGGCUAGAAGGACUGAAAAUGCAAAACAUAAAGCAAGUGAUUGAGACAAUUCGAGUAGAGCUGGCUCAGUUCUGGGACCAGUGCUUUUAUAGCCAGGAGCAGAGGCGGGCUUUUGCCCCCUACUAUUCUGAGGACUACACAGAGAACCUGCUCCAUCUUCAUGAUACUGAGGUCAUACGGUUAAAAAACUACUAUGAGGUUCACAAGGAGCUGUUUGAAGGUGUCCAGAAAUGGGAAGAGAGCUGGAAACUUUUCCUAGAGUUUGAGAGAAAAGCUUCAGAUCCAAGUCGAUUUACAAACAGAGGGGGAAAUCUUCUAAAAGAAGAAAAAGAACGAACAAAGCUCCAGAAAACACUCCCUAAGCUGGAAGAAGAGUUGAAAGCACGAAUUGAAAAGUGGGAACAAGAACAGUCAACAGCAUUUGUGGUGAAUGGGCAGAAAUUCAUGGACUAUGUUACAGAACAGUGGGAAUUACAUCGUUUGGAGAAAGAGCGAGCCAAACAGGAAAGGCAACUAAAGAACAAGAAACAGACAGAGACAGAGAUGCUAUAUGGCAGUGCUCCCCGGACACCGAGCAAGAGACCAGGACUUACUCCUAACAAGCCUGGAAAAGUACGCAAGAUGAACACCACCACCAUGUCCAGUGCCACACCCAAUAGCAGCAUUCGGCCUGUCCUUGGUGGAACAGUGUACCAUUCACCUGUGUCUCGAUUACCUCCUUCUGGCAGCAAGUCAGCAGUCACUUCUAUGUGUUCUGGAAAGAAAACACCUAGAGCUGCCCGGCUUAGGGCCAACAAGGAGAAUAUGGAGCUCAAUGGCAGCAUCCUGAGUGGUGGGUACCCUGGCUCGACACCUCUCCAGCACAACUGCAGCAUUAAGUCUGUUGCCAGCACCUAUUCUGAGUUUUCGAAGGACCCAGCCCUCUCUGACAGCUCCACUGUUGGGCUUCAGCGAGAACUUUCAAAGGCUUCCAGAUCUGAUGCUGCUUCCCGAAUCCUCAAUUCAACCAACAUCCAGUCCUGAGAACCCCUGAGUUAGCCUCGCUCUGGCUCCCUGUGCCUACACUGGACUGACUUAUACCAGGGGUGACUUUCAAGUUUUUCAUCAGUUUAGAUAUAUUUGAAACAACCUUGGGCAGGUUCUGUUUCCAUGGGCCUAACUUAGAUAUGAGUGUAGUGAGUUCAUGGAGACACCUUAAAACCUAGUUUAUGACACUUUAGUACCAAUUUUAAUAUCUGAUACCUAAACUGUUUUCUCUACCCCAUAAUUAUACUUAAAGAAUGAUCGCUACUAUAUUGGAAAAUGAGAAAAUGAUUAUGUCCAGUUUGGGGAUAAGAGACAUGAAGAAUUGUGGCAUGUAGACUUGAAAUUAGCAAUGAACAUCUUUUUAUGUUGUUGUUUUUGUUUAGGGAACAUUCAGUUAAUGCUGUAGCUAUGGCAGCUUUAAUCUUAUCCAGAGGCCUGGGCUCUGUACUAUCCCAAUGAGCAUUUCUUGUGUUUCAGCAUUUGAGAUGUCUUGACCUGCUGCCAAAGAGUAGCAGUAACAGUUGUUUAUAUAGUGCAAUCUCUUUGAGAUCUGUGUGUAUAAACACACAUUUGUCUGACCAGUUCUCCUCCAGUCUCUCAUCCCUGUGUUCACUAUACCUAGUUUUAUUCCCUAUAGUUGACAACUAAAUGGCGAGGCUAUCUAGGUGAGAUGGGCCGUUUCUGUCAAAAACUCAGCAAAUUUGCACAUCUAUAAGGGAGUCAUUCCUGUAAUCACAUCCACAAUGAGGCUUUUUACCUACCCAGUCCAUCACUACUCUUCCCAAAGCACUAUCUAUUAUUUAUUCUUUCUCUGCCUGUGCCAUCUGUCAACACAUUAAAUGAUUGUUUAAAACUUGGUCUGUGUCAGCAUGCUGUCUGUUUAUUCACAUAUAUAUUAUUUUUAACUAUAAUAAAAUGUAUAUAGUUACCUUUGAAAUACUAUGUUGUUA
Acomys russatus (golden spiny mouse) is the source of this 2935-nucleotide messenger RNA. RefSeq names its product protein regulator of cytokinesis 1 (gene Prc1). The transcript is spliced from 15 exons. Gene Ontology annotation, biological process: mitotic spindle midzone assembly; microtubule cytoskeleton organization. Gene Ontology annotation, molecular function: microtubule binding. Bases 123 to 1982 code for a protein of 619 amino acids. Gene Ontology annotation, cellular component: mitotic spindle midzone; cytoplasm; spindle. Lineage: Eukaryota; Metazoa; Chordata; Mammalia; Rodentia; Muridae. The record is from RefSeq and is a predicted model, not a curated record.